CUCACUCCCCUUUUUCCCUUCCCUCCUCCCCCUCCGUCCGCCCGCCACGCCUGGGCUCGCUCGCCCUCGCGACAGCCCUGCAAAGUGGUGGGCCCCCCCGGGGCAGGCAAAGGCGGCGCUCCCAAGCAGACGCAGAAGCCCAUCUCGAAGGAGCAGUGGCUCGCAGCGCUGCCGAAGGACCAGCUCACGAGCGAGGAGGCCGCCCUGAGAGAGGCGAUCCUCAACUGGCUCGGAGACUGGCCCAAGCGACGAGGCAACGCUGGCAAAACCAUGAAGUUGUCCGACUGCGGUCAGGACCCGGAGGUCCAGCGAAAGAGGCAGGCGUUGCUGCCGACCACUGUGCAGAUGCGCGAGUGGAUCGACCACCGCGUCGGCGGGGAGGUGGAGCUGCGGAAGGACGACCAGGGCUGGUACGAGAUCGCCCUGCGGGGCCAUAUGCCCCCGGCGCAGAAGCAAACGGCGCGCAAGGAGCCGCCCGCUCCCGCCAAGGACACUGGCAAGGUCGCGGAGGUUUUUUUCGCCACCCUCCCAGCAGACGAGUUGACCGAGCAGGAGCUGAACCUGAGAAUGGCCGUGAUCGACUAUCUCGAGUUGCACUCGUCAGGUUCCACGCCGCCGUUGAUGUCCGACCUGUCUAAAGACAGAGCGGUUACAGAGGCGCGGGGGCAGCUGCUGCCGCCAGAGGUCACGCUGCGGAUGUGGAUGGAUCGGCGGAUUGGCGGCGAGGUGGAGGUCAACAAAGACGCCAAGAGCGGAGCCUGGCAGGUCAGAAAGAGAGACUCUGGGGCCGCGGAUGCUGGGCGGCCCAAGGACACCCCCAUGACCAGGGACGAGUUCUUCGGUAGCCUGCCCUCGGACAGCUUCACAGAGGACGAGGAGGCCUUGCGCGACGCCCUGUUGACGUUCCUGGAGGGCUGGCAGGAGAGCGAGCCCCCGACGCUCUCGAAUGCCGGGAGCGACGCCGCGGUGCGUAGCAGCAGGGUGAAGGUGCUGCCGAAGGGCACGCCCGUGUCGCUGAAGGAUUGGAUCGACCGAAGAAUGGGCGGCGAGAUCGAGAUGCAGACCGACCCUGGUGGCCAGAUGCGAUUCGGCCUCCGGGGGGAGCUGAACAUGAGCGGCGCCGGGAAGAGGAAGGCCAGCGCGGUGGACAGAGGUGGCAAGUCCGCGGGCAAGGGGACACCGUCGCAGCCUGCGAAGAAGGGCCGAUUCGACGGCAAGG
This is a messenger RNA of Prorocentrum cordatum, 1219 nucleotides long. The record is from the annotation of a GenBank genome assembly. Lineage: Eukaryota; Dinophyceae; Prorocentrales; Prorocentraceae.